Molecule: messenger RNA, 823 nt
Organism: Gossypium raimondii (Peruvian cotton)
Lineage: Eukaryota; Viridiplantae; Streptophyta; Magnoliopsida; Malvales; Malvaceae
Product: 1,4-dihydroxy-2-naphthoyl-CoA synthase, peroxisomal
Exons: 4
Coding region: 435-659 (74 amino acids)
Biological process (GO): menaquinone biosynthetic process
Cellular component (GO): cytosol
Molecular function (GO): 1,4-dihydroxy-2-naphthoyl-CoA synthase activity
Source: RefSeq, a predicted model, not a curated record
GCAGGUCCCCGAAGUCAUAGUGGGACUAAGGGUCCAUUUGUUUAGGGUGAAAAUGUUUUCCAGAAAAUAUUUUCUAAAUUUUACUGUGUUUGUUUGCUGGAAAAUGAAUUUCUAUAGGAAAACAUUCUCCAAAAUACGAGUAAAUCAUUUCAUAAUUUCCGAAAAAGGUCUUACCGAUUCUUAACAUGUAAGACAUUUUCCAUUCUCUUCUCUUCACUCUCAUCGCAGUGGUUCUCCCUUCCUCUGUCCAUCAGCCUCCGCCUCUCCUCCUCAUCUCUGUUCGUUGGCCUCACCUCAUCAUCUCUGCCUCCUCUUCUCUGUCGGUCGACCGUCGUCCUUACCAAGUCUGUAUUUUGAAGAAACCCUAAAAAAUUAGCAGCCACAGUCCUAUUAAGGUUGUUGGUUAUGCUGUUGGAGGAGGGCAUGUUUUACAUAUGGUUUGUGAUCUGACCAUUGCUGCAGAUAAUGCUAUUUUCGGUCAAACUGGUCCCAAGGUGGGAAGUUUUGAUGCUGGUUAUGGAAGUAACAUAAUGUCCCGUUUGGAAGUUGGUGGAAAUGCGACACUCAUAUUUUAUGGAACUGAAGAAGGGAACGAGGGGAAAAUAGCAUAUGUGGAGCGUAGACGCUCAGAUUUCUCAAAAUUUUCAAGGCGACCGUAAGGUUGAGGAUUGGGUGGAUUCAAAUGGUUUCUACUUUUCAGUCUACCACAUUACUUUUAUUCAUUUCCAAAGGAUGCUUGCUCUUUUAUUUAAUACACCCUGUUUGUUACAUGUAAAACAAUCUCGUCAACUGGUUUCCAAUUAAUCAAUUUGCUUCUGAAAAA